Molecule: messenger RNA, 710 nt
Organism: Nelumbo nucifera (sacred lotus)
Lineage: Eukaryota; Viridiplantae; Streptophyta; Magnoliopsida; Proteales; Nelumbonaceae
Product: basic blue protein-like
Cellular component (GO): plasma membrane
Molecular function (GO): electron transfer activity
Source: RefSeq, a predicted model, not a curated record
UCCUUGCCUGAAUCAUCCCUCAGACUCAGAGCUUUCCUCUUCCCAUCUUCUUGUGUUUGUUCUUGUUGUUUGUUUACUACCUCUGCGAGUAAAAGAUGGCUCAGGGAAGAGACAGUGCAGCUCCUUCCGUGAUCCUUGGGCUCACACUUCUCUGCCUACUGGUUCACUGUGAGAUGGCCCGAGCUGCAACCUUCACAGUUGGGGAUGCUGGUGGGUGGACCUUCAACACUGCUGCCUGGCCUAGAGGCAAGCGUUUCCUGGCCGGUGAUUUACUCGUUUUCAAGUACAACCCAGCGAUCCACAACGUGGUUGCAGUAGACAGAAAUGGCUACAACAGUUGCACGGCUCCAAGAGGGGCUAGAACACUCCGAUCAGGGAACGAUCAGAUCAAACUGGCGAGGGGUCAGAACUACUUCAUCUGCACUGUUGCUGGGCACUGUCAGGCAGGAAUGAAGAUAGCUGUGACCGCUGCUUGAUCCAACCUCUGAGGAGCCUCAAGUAUAGCAGAAGACGAGAGAAAGAGAGAGGAGACAAACCAUGGAAGUAAUAGAAAUAAAUAUAAUAUCAAAUAUAUAUUACUGCAAUAGAUGAGUUAGGAGUCUGUGGAGAGGUUCCAGAGUAAUGGGCUUUGUCUGUGAGUCUUCAGUAGAUAGUUGCUUCUAAAUAAAAGAAAUGUUUGUUUUGGUAAAUGGGCCUAAUUGUGAACUGAA